Molecule: messenger RNA, 875 nt
Organism: Gamsiella multidivaricata
Lineage: Eukaryota; Fungi; Mortierellomycota; Mortierellomycetes; Mortierellales; Mortierellaceae
Exons: 3
Coding region: 111-791 (226 amino acids)
Molecular function (GO): protein binding; calcium ion binding
Source: RefSeq, a predicted model, not a curated record
ACAGGUUCACUAUCACCUCAAUUCUCGACUCUGCAGGACUAGACUUGGGCGAGCAGAACAAACCUGAGCCAUCAGACUGGCGCGAAUACUAUAAGGAGAGACACCUGGCUAUGGCAAAAAUGAACAACGACGGGGACGCCCAGAUCGCAAAGUCAGAAAAGGACUAUGAGGAGGCGCAGGAACUUUUGAGGGGGUUCCAGACAUCCGGAGAGAUCGACUCGUUGAGCAAAGCAGCACAGUUGAUGGUUGGCAUUCUGGAUAAUUUCCCGGGACAUGCUGGAUGCUAUCAUUUGCUUGGAUUCGCAUUAUAUGUCCUAAACGAGCUCGAGGACGCCCUUUCGCUGCUUGAGAUCGGAAGCAUGGUGGAUCCAAAUUACGAACCUAUCAGUGAAUUGACACGCGAGAUCCAAGGACUGCUCGAUGGAUACGGCUCAACAAUGACGGACGGUGCACCUUUACUGGACUCUGCCAAGGAGCUGUCUGCAUCCUUGAAGGCUGCCUUGACAGACAUUUUCAAUACCUUUGACAAGGAUCACGACGACGCUCUGUCACCCUCAGAGCUAUCAGAUUUUGUGUACAAGACCAACGGAAGUCGACCACCAGCUGCCUUCUUGACACAGAUGGGCAUUCAAUUUGGAAAGAAUGCCAAGGGCUACUUGACCCUGGAGGGCUUUUUCAAUUUCUUCCUCGAGCAGACGUUAGAGGACCCAAUUGAGACGCGUCGGGACCUGGAAAAGCAUGGAUGGGAUGGCGACAGAUUGGUCCGCGUUGACAUUGCCAGGAACGCUUAAUAACACGAAGCUGCGGAUCAUUUCCAACCACCAAGUAGAGCAUAGGAAGGAUCAUUGAAACCACCAUAAAAAUGUAGAAAACAU